Molecule: messenger RNA, 1726 nt
Organism: Sciurus carolinensis (gray squirrel)
Lineage: Eukaryota; Metazoa; Chordata; Mammalia; Rodentia; Sciuridae
Product: glutathione S-transferase alpha-3
Exons: 7
Coding region: 309-974 (221 amino acids)
Biological process (GO): glutathione metabolic process; xenobiotic metabolic process
Cellular component (GO): cytosol; extracellular exosome
Molecular function (GO): glutathione transferase activity
Source: RefSeq, a predicted model, not a curated record
CAAGAACUUCUGUGACCCUGCCACAAAGAAGGCAGAUCCUUCUUGAGUAUAACUGGUGCUUUUCUACCAAACAUCUUAAAGUACCUCUUUUUGAUAUGAUGGUCUUGAAACCUUGAAUCCAUGGGAAAAGGCCAACGACUCAAGGAAAAGUUGCUGGGGAAAAGAAAAAGAUUUAUUGGAAAGGCAGCAAAUCAAAGAAGGCAGAGGCUACAGCCAACAAAGACCAUCUUGCAUAGGAUUACAAGUGCGAGGCUUGUACUGGGAGUUGUGGGGACUGCAGCCCAGAGGAAAACCCAGACACUGCUGUUAUGGCCAGGAAACCCAUUCUUCACUACUUUGAUGGACGGGGCAGAAUGGAGUCCAUCCGGUGGCUCUUGGCUGGAGCUGGAGUAGAGUUUGAAGAGAAAUUUCUGAAAACACGAGAAGACUUGGAAAAUUUAAGAAAAGAUGGAAGUUUGAUGUUCCAGCAGGUGCCCAUGGUGGAGAUUGACGGCAUGAAGCUGGUGCAGACCAGAGCCAUUCUCAACUACAUUGCCACCAAAUACAACCUCUACGGGAAGGAUGUAAAGGAGAGAGCCCUAAUUGAUAUGUAUUCAGAAGGUGUGGCAGAUUUGAAUGAAAUAGUUCUUUAUUACCCAUACCUUCCACCUGGGGAUAAAGAUGGAAGCCUUACCCAGAUCAAAGAUAAAUCGAGAAACCGUUAUUUUCCUGCCUUUGAGAAGGUGCUAAAGAGCCAUGGACAAGACUACCUUGUUGGGAACAGGCUGAGCAAGGCCGACAUUCACCUCACUGAACUUCUCUACCGCACAGAAGAGCUUGACCCCAGCGUUCUGGCCAACUUCCCUCUGCUGAAGGCCCUGAAAACCAGAAUCAGCAACCUGCCCACAGUGAAGAAGUUUCUGCAGCCUGGCAGCCAGAGGAAGCCUUUAGAGGAUGAAAAAUGCUUGGAAUCAGUAAAGAAGAUUUUCAGUUAAAUAAGGUAGACCUGGAGAUAGAGCACAUACAAUAUUGUGCUUUAUCCAAAUGUUGAUUGUGAUUAAUAUGAGGCUAACAGAGUUUCCCAAAAUUUAGGCGUUAUUCAGUUAGAAAUGAGCUAUGCAAACUUCUUUGCAAUGCAGUCUAUUUAGUAUUGGUCAACUUUAUAAUCAUGAUCAUCUCCUGAGAUAUCUCUUUAAAUUAAACAGAUCAGAGAAAGUUUCUUAGUCUCUGAACUAUAAAAAAAAAUUGCCUUAUAACAUCUGUUAUAUACUAUCUCAAAGAAAAGUUGAAAUUUUCAUCUGAUGCUCAGGCUUGUGCAAAAAUAUUUUUCCUUUUAUAUAUUGCUACCUUUCUCACCAAAACACACAAAAACAAACCUAUAAAGAAUCAUUUUCUUUUGACUUUUCCCCUGUUCAGUUAUUCAACCUAUAUAUUUAUGUCUAGUAUGAAAUAUUCCAUGUUCUUGGAGCUGGAUAAUCAAUGAUGAAAAAAUCUGAUACAUUCUCUACACUCAUGACAAUGGUUUUAGUGAGAGAAACAAACAAAAAAUAGAUAAACCUAAUCUAAAAUCAUAUAUACCAAGUGUAUCACAUUCCUAAGGCUGCUACAAGAAAUUCCUACAAAACUGUGGUAUAUAUAUACAAUGGAAUAUUACUCAGCUAUAAAGAAUAAUAAAAUUAUGGUAUUUGCAGGCAAAUGGAUGAAAUUGGAGAACUUCAUGCUAAGUGAGAUAAGCCAAUCUCAAAAA